AUGCGCGACUGCCGAGCGUUUUCCUGGGGCGAUAAGCGGCGAUACGGAGUCUGUGGGCGCGCUGACAACGGGCGUGGUUGGACUCGCGGCAGCGAUAGCGCGUGCAUCGGCCCCCGGCUAGCCGCCGCUACCCGCGGGCCAGUGCGACGGCAGCGGCCAGCGGGCAGCAUGUAUCAGCACGAGCACCACGGCCCGCACGCGCCGCUCGGCCGCCAGCAGUCGGCCGCGGACCUGCUCGCCUACCGACGCUUCUCACCCACCAAGUUCGCCAAGUCUGUCGUCGGCGUCCUCAAGAUCGUCAUCACCGUGCUGUUCCUGGUGGCGGCCGUGGUGUUCCUGUCCUCGGAGGUGUGCCCGCGCGCCCCGGACUGGUACGUCUGGCUGUACCCCACGGCCGCCUUCCUGACUGCGGCGCUCACCAUCUGCACGUACAUCUUCUACGUGCUGGGCGUCGCCGAGGACGAACCCGACCACUGGGUCCGGGCGGACCUGACCCUGAUCGCAUUGGAGCUGGGCCUCACCAUAGGGGCGGCUGUCGCAACCCUCGCCAACUGCGAUUCGAGCGAGUCGCGGUUCAUCUUUUACGGGCCACUGGCGCUGGUGGGGUCCCUGCUGGUGGCGGUGAGCGGCGGCGCCCUCUACAUGAUGUGGCGGUACCGAGAGGACGUCGAGGAACCUCCUGAUCUCCAGCUCGGCGCCGACCGCAACCGAGCCGUCUCUGUCGUCAUCUGACAGCUGCCUGCCUGCGCACUACUUCUGCCCCUCUCAGCUACCUGGUGUUCAGCACGCAGAUAUCUCGAGGAUUCGAACGAAUGCUGUGGACAAUGUACACUAUGAUUCUUGCAGGACAGUCUGCGACCCCAUACAGUUACAACAGUGUUGUUUGUUUGCGUUCUUCACUAUAUUGCACGAUGUAUCAAAUAAGUUCACUACUUUGAAAUGAACCGUUUGGUGGUCUUUUCAUAAUGUACAAAAGGGCCAGUCGAUCCGUGUGGGCGAUUGGGACGAAUAGGAAUAGUUGACCGAAAAGUCUUCUCUUAGGAUGCAAAGAAUUUAAACAAUUUUGUUGCGUGUCAGCUGUACGCGGCUCAACUCAGUCACGAAAUUCGUAAGUUCCAUGUUGAUAUAGAAGUCCAGUGGCUCCAAGAGAUAACAUUAUAUACACUCGCCUACAAAUUAGAAAUAAAAGGUAAAGCGAAGACGUGGCGACGUGCAUGCCCUUGAGCUGCACGUUGAUGAAGGAGAUCUUUGACGACUGACAACUCCCAAUGGCUGAUUCACAGAGUGACACCCCAGAAUCGAAAUCUGUUUUGCCUGCGGCCGUGUAGCGAUCUUACCACGUGAAACUGCGUGUAUGAGCCGACACUUGUCGCUACGGUUUGGAUUCUUUAUUACCAAUGGCUUCCCAGAGUAGCUGCAUUUUCCGUAAACCGCCCCAUCCUCUCCAUUCUGUCUUGAAAUGGUCACACCUAUAAACGUCAAGUCUAUGUCAGAUACGGUAUGUUCCACUUCAUCAUACGAGAUCCUGUAGCAACCUGGUAUCACUGUCAAAAUGGAUCUACACGCCAUAAACCAAAAUAUAGCAUUAUACUAGGCAUUCAAGCACUCCGUCUUAAGGCCACAAGUGACCCAUCGGGACCAUCCGACCGCCGUGUCAUCCUCAGUGGAGGAUGCGGAUAGGAGGAGCGUGUGACCAGCACACCGCUCUCCUGGUCGUUAUGAUGGUUUCCUUGGA
Messenger RNA from Schistocerca americana (American grasshopper), 1735 nucleotides. RefSeq lists its product as uncharacterized. The transcript is spliced from 4 exons. The coding region runs from base 1 to 732 and encodes 243 amino acids. The record is from RefSeq and is a predicted model, not a curated record. NCBI's taxonomy places the organism in Eukaryota, Metazoa, Arthropoda, Insecta, Orthoptera, Acrididae.